AGCAUUAAUAUAGGAGUGGAUUUUUAACAAUAAUUUGUUGCUGUUUCUCUCACACGGCUUUCACUUCCGGUAAGGUGUCAUCAAGAUGUCGAAAGUCACGUUCAAAAUCAUCCUGACUUCGGACCCAAAACAGCCAUACAAAGUAUUAAGUGUUCCAGAAAAAGCACCUUUUACCGCUGUUUUGAAGUUUGCUGCAGAGGAAUUCAAAGUUCCUGCUGAUACAAGUGCCUUGAUAACAAUGGAUGGAAUUGGCAUAAACCCAGCUCAGUCUGCAUCUAAUGUAUUCAUUAAACAUGGCACAGAACUUCGAUUAAUUCCACGUGACCGAGUAGGACUUCUACAAAGACACUGUACAUCAGAAUUAUCUUAAUUUUUACUCACGCCUCAUCUCUACAUUUAGUGAAGCCUAAAACAUUACUGAAAACGUUUAAUAUUGUGUUCAAAUUUUAUUGAACAUGUAACUGUCUUGUUAAAAUAUCAAAAUAUACCCUCAAAGAAUUGUUGAAUAAUCUGUUUGAGUUAUGUUUUAAAUUUCUCUGAAUAAUGAUUAUUAUAAGGCAUUUUUUUCUUCUUCCAGAUUUACUCUUAAAAUUAGUACUUUCUUAAAUUAUUCAACAUUUACAGUCAUCUUCCUUGCUCUGAUGAUUAAUGUCAAACAAUAGUUCUGCCAGCUUGCUAAAAUAUAUUCUCUGUUCUCAUAAGAAAUGAACUGCUGUUGUUAUUGCUUUCAUUCUGUAUAAAAAUGUUCUCUCUUCAUUUUUCUAUUUUCUGUAGUUUAUUUCCUCAAAUUCACCAUUUUGAGUGUGGCCAUUGCCAGUACCGCCUGACUGGCCUUCAUGCCGGUGGCACUUAAAAGUACCCACUACACUCUCGGAGUGGUUGGCGUUAGGAAGGGCAUCCAGCUGUAGAAACCCUGCCAAAUCAGAUUGGAGCCUGGUGUAGCCAUCUGGCUUCACCAGCCUCGGUCAAAGCGUCCAACCCAUGCUAGCAUGGAAAGCAGACGUUAAACGAUGAUGAUUUCAUACUUUCAGUUCUUGUUAUUUUUGCUUGGAAUGGGUAUGGAUAUUUUUUAUACAUACUAAAAAGUCUCUUUUUUUCUUCCCUUUUACAUAUUGAUGCCACUGCUAACCAUUAUACGAUGUCAUGUAAGACUAGCAAGCUUGCUUGCUAUGAUGUGAAAACAGAAUUGAAGUGCUUCUUGCAAGAUAUCGCAUGACUAAUGGUAACUAAUCAGCAAGCUUUAUUAAUCCUCUCAAAAUAUAUAUGAAAGUUUGUUUUACUUCAUUUCUUAGUUAUUUUGAAAACACACAAAUUUAAAUCAUUCUUACAAUUAAACCUCCCUAAAAUUUUUGGCCUUGCACCAAAAUAUGAAACUAAUUAUCUUAAUACAAUAUAUUGUGAUAUUAUUAUCAGGUCUAUAAGGGUGGCACAGAUGGUAAUGUACUCAGCAGUAAUUAAUUUCAUUGAUUAAUAACAGAGUUCAGAUCCUACCAGCAUUGCAUUUUAUCUUAGCAUUGUUCUCCAGGAAAUAUUUACUAUGUUCAGUUAAAUAAACUACAGUUGCUCCAACAAAUAAUCUUCGAGUGUACAUACAAAUUAUAUUGUGCAAGAGAAAUUUAUACAGGAUCAAGAAACCAAGUGAUUGGAACACGCCAAAACCAAAAAAUGGCAGUAGGCAGAGACAACAAUAACAGGAUUUUUUGUUUAGUAUAUCAAAUUGAGAACAACAACAAAUUGGCAGAUGGAGUAUCAAAAUAAAUGCUUUUUAAACUUUUA
Octopus bimaculoides (California two-spot octopus) is the source of this 1776-nucleotide messenger RNA. Its product is annotated as ubiquitin-fold modifier 1. The record is from RefSeq and is a predicted model, not a curated record. Gene Ontology annotation, biological process: protein K69-linked ufmylation. Gene Ontology annotation, cellular component: cytoplasm; nucleus. NCBI's taxonomy places the organism in Eukaryota, Metazoa, Mollusca, Cephalopoda, Octopoda, Octopodidae.